CCUCCUUGCCCAGCCUCCAGCAGAGCCACCAUGCAGGCAGACUCUGUCCUCCACAGCGGGUACUUCCACCCGGUGCUGCGCUCCUGGCAGUGCUCAGCUACCACCUUUGACGCCUCCAACCUCAUCUACCCCAUCUUUGUGACUGACAGCCCUGAUGCCGUGGAGCCCAUCCCCAGCCUCCCUGGACAAGCCAGGUAUGGAGUGAACAAGCUCGAGGGGAUGCUGCAGCCCCUCGUCGAAGACGGCCUGAAGUGUGUGCUCAUCUUCGGGGUGCCCAGCAAGGUCCACAAGGAUGAGAGAGGCUCUGCUGCUGAUGCCGAGGGCACUCCUGCCAUCCAGGCCAUCAGGAGGAUCCGCUCCACCUUCCCAGAGCUGCUCAUUGCCUGUGAUGUUUGCUUGUGCCCUUACACCUCGCACGGGCACUGCGGUGCGCUGUCCUUCCCUGCAUCCCUGUCCUCCCCUGCAUCCCUGUCCUCCCCUGCAUCCCUGUCCUUCCCUGCAGGCUGCCACAUCGUGGCCCCCUCGGACAUGAUGGACGGGCGCAUCGGGGCCAUAAAGCAGGCGCUGAUCUCCAACGACCUGGGCAACAAGGUCUCGGUGAUGAGCUACAGUGCCAAGUUUGCUUCCUGCUUCUAUGGACCUUUCAGGGACGCCGCGCUCUCCAAACCCGCCUUCGGUGACCGGAGGUGUUACCAGCUGCCCCCCGGCGCCCGGGGCCUGGCCGAGCGCGCUGUGGACCGGGACGUGCGGGAGGGAGCGGACAUGCUGAUGGUGAAGCCGGGGAUGCCCUACCUGGACCUCGUGCGGGAUGUCAAGGCCCGGCACCCCACGCACCCGCUGGCCGUGUACCACGUCUCGGGGGAGUUCGCUAUGCUGUGGCACGGGGCGCAGGCGGGAGCCUUCGUGCUGGAGGCGGCGGUGCGGGAGGCGAUGACGGCCUUCAGGCGGGCAGGUGCCGACAUCAUCAUCACCUACUUCGCGCCGCAGCUGCUGCGCUGGCUGCGGGAGGAGGCGGCGGGACGGGCCUGAACUCGGGGCUGGGGCGGAGAGGGAGGAGCGCCGGGAUGGGGCGGGAAUUCCGGGCUGGGCGGGAUUUCCGGGGGCGGUGCAGGUGGGCCCCGGCACCGCGAGUACUCCCGGCCCUCGGAGCCCGGUGAGCCUCGGACCCGCCCCGCACCCCCCG
Molecule: messenger RNA, 1183 nt
Organism: Empidonax traillii (willow flycatcher)
Lineage: Eukaryota; Metazoa; Chordata; Aves; Passeriformes; Tyrannidae
Gene: ALAD
Product: aminolevulinate dehydratase
Exons: 10
Coding region: 31-1029 (332 amino acids)
Biological process (GO): heme biosynthetic process
Cellular component (GO): cytosol
Molecular function (GO): zinc ion binding; porphobilinogen synthase activity
Source: RefSeq, a predicted model, not a curated record